Molecule: messenger RNA, 24984 nt
Organism: Paramuricea clavata
Lineage: Eukaryota; Metazoa; Cnidaria; Anthozoa; Malacalcyonacea; Plexauridae
Source: the annotation of a GenBank genome assembly
AUGCUUCUGGUUAAGUCAACACCAUACCGGUAUUGACAAAAGAGUUUGAAGUUUUAUUAUGAAUAUACAGUAUGCUAUUCGCUAUAUUAGCGUUCUCACAAAUUCAUUUUUUCCAAAGGUUUGGUAAUGAUCUCUUGCUAUGGGAACCAUCACUUGGACCAGAUGCAAAGAAACCAGACUAUAAUGCAGUACUUGCAAGCAACUGGAUUGAUGUGGAUAUUGCAGCUAGAUUAAAAAAUGGAAAAAAUGUUCAAAAUAAUUUUCAAAUGUGUCGCUCAGCAAUAAAUCAAGGUAAAGAGAUACGAUAUUGAAGUACUAUCUAAGUUUAAAGUAUGAACGGUCGGCAUGUACAUCGAUUUCUGUUGGAUUUUCUUCAUGAAUUGUGAACAAGGUUUACGUGAAUAAGUUUCAUAUCCGACUAUAAGGACUGCACUAGAUUUCAAGAUCGCGCAAUUUGAUCACUACUUAAUUAAGUUUGAUCCAGUCCUAGGACAGGAUCAAUAUACUUCAUCAGGUAUCCAGUAUUAUCAUAAAGCAAUAUGGUUGGCUAAUUUACUCAUUUGAGAUAAAACAUGGAAGUAUAAUUUAUUUGAUACUUCCAUGUUCUCAUCUCAAACUCAUUAUGAGGAGAUUUUUUUGUAUAUUACGUAGCACGCGCUCAAAACUAAUGCGUAUAAUAUACCACUUGAGGUUAUGACUAAAUUCAAAAUUUUUAUUUUUCGAUACGUUUCUCAAUCGGCAAACAAACUUAAAAAGUAUGUUUAGUGCUUUAUCUGUAAAAUAAUGCUAAAAUGAAGAGAUUUUAGAUGAUACGCCAAAGAGAAAAUGAUGUCUGAAGUUCAGUAAGUUUUGCUUAUAUGGCUAUAAAUAUGGCGUCAAUUUUAAGCAUCAUUGAUAACUGUAUUUUAAUUGACAAUUUUUAACUAUUAUUUUAUGUUUCUCGACCGGCAGAUGCAUUUAAAAAGGAUGCUAACUCUAUGAAUUAAAGAAUAAAGCUAAAACAAAGUAAUUUUGAGAGGAACGCCAAAAAGAUUUUAGGUUUUGAACACUUUUCAUCGCAAAUACGUGACAUUGAAAAAAAUUGCCUCUUAAUGUUUUAUCUCAAACUCAAUAACAAUAAUUUAUUUGAAUGAUGUUGUUUUUGUUGUUGUCGCACUGCCAUCUUCCACACAUCGUAAGAUCUCUGUUGUAUACGAAACAACUUCUUACCAUUGGUUAACUAAUAUUAAUCUCUAUGCAUUUGUUCCUAGAUUCCUACUCAUCAGACGAGGAUGAUAGCGACGUUUCUGAUCAACAAAAGAUCUUACACACGACUGAGAAGAAGCCAACCAAUACCUUAGCUCUAACGUUGAACUCUUCAAAAUUGAGAAUUGCAAUGUUUUCAAGGACUAAGGUAGGAUAUAAUAAAGCAAUUCAACUUUUUUCUUCUGAUUUAGUCUUCUGUACAUUGGAACAGUAGUAACUAUAGGCAUUUUUAGCCCUUUCAAGUUACGUUACAACACAUAAUUUUGACUUCCGCCAUUUUGGGAUCUAAAUAAAAACAAACAGGAUGUCAAAUUGGAAACAUCGAGACAAAACAAACUAUUUUACGAGGGAUCAGACCAGGGGUGGAAAAAAGUAUCGGACCAGGAUCAUUGAUCCCAAAAAAUAUUUGAGUUCUCAGAAAAUAUUUCCCCAAGAAAGAAACAAAAGAUGAUUGUAAUAAUUUAGAUAAAAGGAGAGAUUCAGAGGGAAAAUUCUAACCAAUAGAACGAAUGUUACCUGUACAGUAUGUAUGACUUAAGAAAUGCAGUUACUGUAUAACUAUAUACAGUAAAUGUAUAAAUAUGUAACUACAUAAAUAUAUAACUACAUAAAUAUGUAACUGUGUAAAUGCACAGACUGUAGAGUGAUGUAGUAAACACCUGAUUUUCAAACUUUUCUGGGAGAGCUAUAUAACAACAACAUUUAAUUCUGAAAUCUGCUGUGUUGGUGUAAUGUACUCAGGUGAAUAACAUCUUAUUCACCUGAGUACAUUACACCAACACAGCAGAUUUCAUGAUUAUUAGAUUACAGUGAUAUCGAACGAACUAGACUCAGUUCCGAAAUAUCGCAUACUCGAACCGUCCUGACCGCGUAGCUCAGUUGGAAGAGCAUUGGGCUAGUAUUCCAAAGGUCGUAGGUUCGAAUCCCGCCGUGGCCAGGCAUAUUUUUCAAGCCUGCCCGGUGUGGAUAUACACUCAGAGUAACAUCACACAAACAUUUAAUUCCUUUCAGAUUGAAAAUAAUGAGGAUGGAUUUGGUAAACUACUAUUACAUUUCGACAAUGCUCAAUUGUUUUACGUACUGGACUACAAAGGACAGCCUAACUUAUGCUACAUUAAUGCCCAGGCCCAAGCCUGUUCACUGCACCACGCUAUACAUGUCGAUGAGGUUGAAAGAGAUAUGGAUAAUACGAUAUUCGUACCCGGAGAUUUGUACCGAACUUUAUACGAGUCGGAUUCCGGAGUCAAAGUGACGGGAUCUAAAACGAACAUGGAUAACACUCGAGCUAUGUUAUCGCUGGCCGUUAAAAGUUACUGGGACGUGGAUAGAAAUUCGAAGGUAAGGAAAUAAUUUAUUUAAACUUUUCGAAAUCAACAAAGAGCAAAACGAUUCGCCGCUACUCCACAAUGCUAUUUGCCAUAUCCUUUGUCAAAACUCAAUUUGGAUGCUUUCUGCGUUGUUGGAAAUUUUGAUUGAAAAAUAAUAUGUAUAUUUUAACGCCCUGGGGCCGGUUGUUCAAAGUUGGAUUUGCGCUAACCUUGGGUUAAAAUUUAAGCUGCUGUUAUUUCCACUGUUGCGGUUUUCGUACGCACGUACACGCAGUGCGUAGCCAGCCCGACGAUUUAGUCCCGCUAUGCAAAUAUUUUCGUGUUCAUUGACUGUGAAAACAAUCAAUUUCUAAAGAAAUGAAUAAUGAUAAUAAUUCUGAAUUUGCAUAGCGGGACUAAAUUGUCGGGCUGGCUACGCCACUGCGUACACGCACGUAAAACUUUGAAUCCUUCUAUUUUUUAAGUAUUUUACAAAUAAGUUAACAAAUGCAGGCCUUAAAAUAUCUUUUUCAAGGCCAUCUGACAAAAUAUCCGGUGACGUUGAGUUUGGGUCGGACAUAUGUCUGAUGACUUUCAGUUCAGUUUUGACUCGGAAAUAAGUCUGAAUGACACAAAUGAAUAAACGGUAAAUAUUGUAAAGAUAUUAAAUAAUUUCUUUCAUACUUAUUUCCAAGCCAAAAUUAACUCACUUGCCAGAACAGCAGUAUUAAAAAAGACUUCGACAACUUAAGCCCGUUUUCCACUUCACCAUUUCGCUCGCCGCCCCGCGCUCGACUAUGUUAAAACAACAUUUCCAGUACACCUUUUAUACAAUAGUACGUCGGACGAAGCUACAGUUCGGUCGGACACCAAUUCACUUGGGUCGGACAAACAAUAAACCUCAGUUUCACUUAGGUCGGACAGAAUGUCCGGUGGUUUCCUCUCUAUGUGGGACAAUUUCACGAAUGGGUCGGACAAUGUCCGUGACCGACCGAUAUUUUAAGGCCUGCAAAUGUAUACUACAACUUGCGGAACACUAAAUUCUGUUGCUUUAUUUAUUUGGUUAUUUCAUAAGUAACAUUUAAACGGAUUUAAAGUUUUACGUGGGUAUACGUACGUAUGAAAAACGCAACAGUGGAAAUCAGCCUUUGGUUUGUUUUAGUACGUAUUUCUGCACAUCUGUUUGUUUCAAAACUUCAGAGGAGAAAACUCACGUUCAUCCAGACAAGAUUUCCGAGAAGAAGUAUUGAAUCCUAUGACAAAAUAUUUCUAAUAAAAUAUUACUGUUGGGAAGUUUGCUUUGAAUUUUAGGUUAACCUAGGGUUAAGCUACAGUACCUGGCGAACAUCCCCCCCCCCGACCGUUAACAGCUGCGAAUUGACCAUGCGAUUCCGAUACAGAUUACUGGCUGCUGUGCUAGAAAGUCCAGGUGCCAAGAGCUAUCACAGCCUUGGUGUUAAUAAUUUGCUAUGUCACGAGGAGAGGUGGAUGUACUGGGGAUAUAGGGGGUUUGGCAUCUCUCCUAAUUUUGGCAAAGGAGGGUGCAAGAAGGGUGAUUGAUGCCAAUUUCCUUAUCAAAUCUAUUUUUUAUGUCGAAUGGCAAUUACAAAAACAAAGACAAAAUAGAGAUAAAGCGAGAUAGUAGAUACUGUAGUAACACGAUUGUGAAAUUAUCAAGAAAGACUACAAUCUGGUGCCUUAGUCUGUUGACUAAGCUCCCUCUGACCCACACGUGGUCUACCGUCGCUGCCUGAACCCAUGACUAAAGCCUGGUUCAUGCACACUAGCAAUUUUCCCGGAGAUUUUGCGUUUCUCACGGAUGAAAAUGAGUGAACUCGGACACCAAAAUGUCAUUCAAGGGCUUUAAGCUCAAUCAGCACCCCAAUCACCGCCACCAGAUCUGCCUCCUGGAGUGCUUACACUACUUAUAAACUUUCGUAACUACUCAUGGUUAGGUGUGGAAUAUACGUAUAUUUCUAUCCACAAAAGCCUCUAACAUUAUUUUUAUCGAACUGCCCAUUUUUAGGACAUUGUUGUGGCAUUGUCGUUGUCAGGUGGCACGUUACGUCAUCGUAUGGUCAAUGAAGGACAGAUGUGGAUACUUCAGGUAACAAAUGGGUAUUAUCAGCUAGCAUUCUAUCCUACGAGGUUAUUUGCAACGCAUAUAAAUAAUGAAUUUAAAAUGGAUUCUUAUUUUGUGACACACUGUAGUUCGGUUCCGUAAAUUCUUUUAAAAAUUCUUAGUGUUUGUGUAUCAUGAUUUUGUCCAUUAUAGAUGAUUGAUUACUUCGGUGUGACAGACGAAGAAGUUCUUGGUUUCAUUCCUCCUGUGGUUGUCACAAUGUUACAUGUUCAUUUCUGGGAUUGUGCUUUGUAUUAUAGGUAAGAAAGAUGGGCAGAUUUACUGGGGGGAGUUAGGGGUGGUUACCCCCCUAGAAUCUCUUUAACCCUAUUAAAGUGUUAUCCCCACCAAAAUGUUUUUGUGAAAGCCUUUAACCCUAACGCCUAACCCCUGCCGAAGCUCGCUCAGUGGUGCCGCUUGCAUCCCACUAGAAAUUUUUCCAACCUCCUUUAAAAAAAAAAUGGAAAUCCACCCUUGAGUAAGAAAUAUGUUAGGCUGUGUUGAGUAUAUUGCGUUGCAUUGUUUUUCUUUGUUACUCUAUUCUAUUGUAAUCUGUUGUAUUCUAUUGUGUUCUGUUUUAUUUUAUAAUUCUAUUAUAUUCUAUUGUUACUAUAUUGUUACUCUAUUGUAUUAUAUUGUGUUGUGUUCCCUUCUAUUGUAUUGUAUAAUUUGUAUUACAUAACAUUACACGUUGCAUUCGAUUAUAUUCUGUACUGUUCUAUAUAUCCUAUUCUAUUCUAAUCCAAAUUUCUCAAUUCCUAUUUAGACCACUGCAUAUUCCAUAUCAAGUGUUGAUCACAAUCGAAGGCUUUAGUAUUUCCAGUAAUAUUACACUUGAUUCCAAGACUUCUAUUUUGAGGUAUGAUGUCGUAAACAGAAGUCACACAAUCAUAAUUCAUACAGGAUGUUCAUUCAUGUUGUAGUAUUUCACUAUUUUGCAUUUUUUUAUUACUUAGAUUUAUAAUCGAUAACGCGGUCCUUCUUAUUUCAAACAACAAAGAUGAAACAAUGAACGUUGUCAAAGGUAGGCGAAUGACGGCUAUAUGUUAGCGAAAAUGGUAAUGAAAGAUUUAUCUCAUUCGUAACACGUGACUUUAAUUAAAAUAAACACCGCACAAAAAGAAAGUUCUCCCUAAGUAUAUCAUCAUAAGUUCUAAAUAAAUGAUUACCUGAUAAUCAAACCUUACCUCUAAUUACACCUAUGGUAGUUUGCUUAAUGCUGUUUGAAGAAUGGGGUCAUUCAUGCUUUAAAGAAUGACUUAGCCUCCAUUGAAUACAAAAUUGCCCAAUUUCAAAAUUAACAAGUCAGAAUGACUUUAUUUAAAUUUCAACGUACUGUGCAACAGUAAAUUGUUUCAUUAAUGAUUUAAUAAUGGGGGUAUAUAUGUCUUGAGGUGAUCCAGAACCGUGGUGAUUACACUCAUUAUUAAAUCAUUGAUGAAACAUUAUUGUUGUUGUGAAAUUUAAAUAAGGUCGUUCUUGUUAAUUCUGAAAUUGGGUAUUUUUGUAUUCAAUGGAGGCUAAGUCAUUCUUUAAAGCAUGAAUAACCCCAUUCUUCACACAGCAUUAAGCAAACUACAAAAGGUCUAAUUAGUGCUAGGUUUGAUUAUCAGGUAAUCAUUUAUAUUUAGGGGGCAACUUUCUUUUUGCGCGGUGUUUACAUUAUGUGAUUGGUAUUUUACUCCUAUAAAUAACCCUAAAUUUAGGGCCAUUUUAACAAGCGAAAAUAAGCCACGGCUUAAAUAAGUCGCGAACGACUCGUAUAAACAGUCAAGUUGCGGCCUAGCUCUAGCUAUUUAAGCCUAGCUUUCAACCCUGGGCUUAUUUUAGCUGCGGCUUGCGAACAAAUUGAGCUACACUUUAGCAGUGUACCAAAUCAUGUUGGAAAUUUUCUCUUCAUUUUCCUUUGACUAUAGUUCUUCGUGGGAUAGACUGUAAGUCAUCUAUUGACUGCAAAGUAUAUGCAAAUAUAUGACUUUAUAUCCCAAGUUCGAGGUUUAUAACCGACUUAUUUACUAGUUGAGGAGGUUUUCGAACAAGGUUUCAUCAAUUUACAUCCCGCGGUACAUCAAAGAAACCCAACUCAACUAGUAAAUAAAAAUAUAUAAAACCCACCCGCAAUCCCUGUUGGCUCAAUAGGUAGAGUGGCGGAUUGGAAUCCCGAAGGUGCGAGUUCAAAUCCCGCUCGAUUCAACUUUUACAGUAAAUUUCUGCAGACUGGGUGUAAAACUCGUGUUCCAAAUAACCUAACUUUAAGUUACAAUGAUAUAUUUCUACUUUGCUGUCUAGACUAUAUAUCGGUAGCAGAUGUGGAUUUAUUUGAGCUUUCAUUAAACACUGUAAAUGAUGACGAAAAGGUAAAUUGGUUAUGUUUAUAUUGAGGUUAUCUCAUGUCGGUUUAUGAUUUUCCGCAAUAGGCAAUAGGGAUGCAUAGAUAAUGACCUUCUGUGCACCGAAUUUUCCUUUUCUUUAGAACUCUCCAAGGCGUACCCUGACUUUAUCUAACAACAUCGUUCACGUCCGAACCUGUUCCGACUCGCUGUCGGCAGUUCUCGACAUCGUCCGUUACAUUGUGAGUGAUGGUGAUUUUCCGCAGGACAGCACCGUUCGAAUUCAAUCUAAUGAUGUUCUGAAUGGUGACGUAAGUGUUUGUUUCCCAGAUCAUUUUGAUGUAAAGGCGAAAUUAUUGACGUCAUUAAUUACAUAGCAUAAUAUCGAACGGUCUGUGCCAGUGUAGGUAGCGACGAUAACAAGACAGUAGCCAUUCAUUCUCGUCCCCAGAGCCAUUUUCACUCGGUCACUCGUUGAAAAUUAGGCUCUGGGAUGGACGACUAAAGGAAGAGAUCUGAUUGGCUUCUCAGAGAACUGCUAUUUCGCAGAAGUUGAGCAGUUUUCGCUGGGGAAAAUUAUUCUAUCAACAUAUGCCAACACAAAUACUUCGUUUCUUCUUAAUACUUCACUGUGAAAGUUCUUACGGGUGCCAAAAUGUCCCAAUUGAAGAGCAUGCGCUUUAGAAACUACUGCAAGUUUUCUUGCACUUCCGGUUCCGUGUGUCCCAGGGCCUAGGGAGGACGCACGCGGCCGAGAGGCCUUGGGGACGAGGAUGGUAGCCAUUCCGAAGUUGAUGAGUGGAUUGGGGACGAGUGUUAAAAAGUGCCCAAAUUACGAAAUGAACCAAAUCACUAGAAAGACCACGUCAAAAUUAGGGUUAUCGUUCCAUGUUUCGCGCACCAAUAUAGGAUAGGGUUAGGUAUUAGGGUUAGGGAUUAGGUUAGGGUUAGAGGUUGGGGUUAGGUUUAAGGUUAGGGUUAGGGUGUGUAUAUGUGUAUGGAGGUAUCCAGGUAACUUUUCAGUACACUAUUUAGUAAGUAUGAAGACGUUUACAUGAAUACCUUUCGAGCAAUAAGCUUUCGAAAAUUGUGAAAUUACUGAUGCCAAAUGGUUGUGCAUAAACAAUAUCAUGUUACUGUACAGGGUGUCCCAAAAAACCAAACUAUUGAAAUAACGUAUGUUAGAAUAUGAAUGCCCUAGCACUAAGCUGAACUGUAAAAUAUUGACAGGGUGCAUAUACAGUAUAAGGAUAAAAACAACGCUCUAUUUGUAUAAUACGAAUCCUGUUCAUUCCAAGGAGUUAAUUUAACUCCCAGUAGAGUUAUUGUGAACCAAAUUUAACUGCAAAUGUGGAGUAAAAUUAGGUUCAAAAUAACUCCAGGAUACAUCUAAUAAAUGUAUAAAAAUUGCGCUCGAAAUUUCCAUGCAAUGGCAUCACCUAGUUGUAUUUUUCGCAACUGCUCCUGUUUAGGUUUAAUAAAUGUACAAAAGUUUCACUUGAAAUUUCCAUGUACAAGUCCCUGCAAGAUAGAUUAACUCCCCUACAGUAAAUAGACCUUUCCCCUUAUAACUAAAAUUUCGAUCUAGACAAAAAUUUUAUCACAGCUUUGAAAGAGCAUCACAAAAUUAGUAAUAUUCCAAAGUUUUGUUGCAAAAUCUUGCAAAAUGCGGAUAAUAUAGCCUUGCGAAGUUUGCCGUUUUUCAGUCAUUUUGUAUUACAAACGGGAAAUUGACAUCCGAUUCGGGUGUCGGGGCUGCAAUUUCCCGUUUGUAAUGCAAAGUGACUGAAAAUUGCAUUUGCAAGGCUCUAUUUUCCUCAUUUUACAACAUUUCGCAACGAAACUUUGGAAUAUUACAAAUUUUGUGAUGCUCUUUCAAGCUGUGAUGAAAUAUUUGUCUAAACUUGCCUAGAUCAAAAUUUUGGUUAUAAGGGGAAAGGUCUAUUAACAGGCCCUUUACGUUUUCUACGACCAUGAGUAGACUGAGAUAUAUCCAUGAACACGUUGUGUAAAGAGUAAAACAGUUAUGCUAAAAAUAAUAUUUUUGCUUGUGAUGUUACUCUGAGUGUAUAUCCACACCGGGCAGGCUUGGAAAAUAUGCCUGGCCACGGUGGGAAUCGAACCUACGACGUUUGGAAUACUUGCCCAAUGCUCUGCCAACUGAGCUACGUGGUAUUCCAAAGGUCGUAGGUUCGAUUGAUCGAUUCCCACCGUGGCCAGGCAUAUUUUCCAAGCCUGCCCGGUGUGGAUAUACACUCAGAGUAACAUCACAAGCAUCUUAUUCACCUGAGUACACUACACCAACACAACAAGUAUAAUAAUAUUUUUAUUUUACAUAAACCUCUUGAAGCUUUGAUCUCCUACAACUACCCACUUGGCCUCGUCAUGUUACUGCAAUGAAUAGAUACUGUACAGGAUUUUUUUCUUCAGGAUUUUCUCUUGGGUCCGUUUUUGCAGAGAAGAUUGAGUUUAGCUGAACAGCUGGGAUGCCCCCCCCCCCCCUACCGGAUGGCUGACACUUGUACUCAAUAAAUGUAGUUGAGACGGAAUGUGUUAAAGCAUGCAGGGGCACUGUGGGACACUAUAAACUGGUUAAGGAUGGCGAAUGCAUAGUUUUUCUUGUGUUGUGAGAUGAAUUCCAGCCAUUUUUUCUUUAAUUGUCGGGUUUCCAACUGAAAACUAAUUUCCACACGUCACAAAUUUAACUCAAACAACUUCAUUUUUACUGCACUGAAACUUUGGUGAGAAGAUUGAGUUCCAAAACUCAAUUCAAGAUUGAGUUUUUGGGGCCGUUUAACGGCUCUAAAAAAUCCCUGAAAAAACCCUUGCUGUAGCCUAAACACGGGACUCAUUUGCCGCCUUACAUGUACAUGUUUUUGGAUGCGAUAGCUUAAGGUCUCUCAUAUCGUUUUCGUCUCAGGAACAGACAGAAAUGUUCGACGACUCGCCUGUGGAGCAACGCAUUUCAGAAGAUGGAUGUCUUCAUGAUUUGAUGUCAGACGCCAUGGAUGAAAGUUCUCAUGAUAUGCACGACUUUGUUGAUGGUGGGAAUGAGGUAUUAUACAUCAACAAUGUGAGAAGUAGUCGCCAGGGUUCCCAGUACAGAAACCGGCACCCGGCGAUAGCGUAGACAAUUCUCAAAAUUAUCACUCAGAAUAUUUCCUACUUGCCACAGAAACGUCAGGGGAAAGGUCAAUAAUUCAUGCUUUUAUAACCUAACGAUAGUUUUCGUUAACUAUUUGGGUAAUAUGACGAAAUCUCCUGAAGAGCAUUCCAACAUUGCUGGAGAUCCAUUGCAGAGCAUUGAAGAGUAUCUACUGCAGAGCAUCCAUUACAGAGCAUUUAUGAGUAUCACAAUUUUCACGGGUAACGCCCUCGGACCCGCUCCACCAAAAGCCGCCUUCCUCUUUCAGAAAGCCUCUUAUUCCAACUCUAGUGAGAACCAUGGUAGUCGUGGUCAACACCACAAUAGGCAGAUUGUCUGGUACGGUUGGGCUAGAACAGAGCACACAGAAAUCUGUUAUGGCCAUACGCAAACCGUUCUCCGUUGCCUUAUGACGCCACAGUUUUCGAACAACAAACAGUGUUAUACUGUACCUGCAUGUGCAUUUUACACGAGGUAAUUUUUGCUGCAGUUUGCCGUACAAUUUCUGAUAUAGAGCGAUGUUAUGUGUAGUUACUGGGAAAUUGUGAGCAUGGUCUACGGUUUAUUCUGCCGACAUUUUUCAUUCCAAUUUCUUUUAUUUUUCAUAUCCCAAGAGUAUGUUAUGUAAUUAAAGAAAACGUCGACAGAAUAGAAUGCGGGCCAUGCUCACAUUUCUCUGUGACUACUUUUUAAAUAUCAUUGCUCUGUGUCCAAAAUUGUGUUGCAAGUUGCAGAAAAAAUCCUCAUGUGGCAUGGCAUGGCCUUAUUGAAAAGGGUCCUCAGUUAUUUUCUUAACAUCCCACAAACUUGUUUUCCUUAUCAUGUUGCGGGUCCGGAGAAAAUAAACCUUUCUUCUAAAAGUACUAAAUAAUUUUGACUUAGGCGAGAGAUCGACUAUUCAGAUCAGUUAAAACCGUGUACAGACGGGCUAUUUUUCCUUGACAAGUUUUUUCGCUCGUGUGUAUGGCGAAAUGUUGACAAUUUUUCCUUACCGAGGAGCCCUGUUCCAAACCUUGUCAUGCCAGCUUUUGGACAAAAAACGUUGUUCGUGUUUGCGGCCGCCAAGGAAAACUUGACAAGUGCACAAGAAAUACUUGUUAUGGUUUUGGCAAACAAAAACAGACCUACUGUAGUGGUGGAUCCUGGGAACAACGUUCCUAGAAAAUUUUUUGUUUGCUAGAAAGGAUUUUCAAUUUUCUUUGGCAGAAAAUUUUGAAAUUUCUUUAAAAAAAAUUAUGCAUAUAAAUCAACAAAAAGGUUAAAAAUUUCCCAAAUUUUCUUAGAACUGAAAAUGCUGAUAUAUUAAGUGAUAUCACCUGGGGCCGGUUGUAUAAAAACGUAGUUAGCGCUAACUGCAGUUAAAAAGUAGUUAAAAAGCCUUAAAAAGUAGUUAACUUUAAUCACGUAGUUAAGCCGGUUGUAUAAAAGUGUAGUUAGCCUCAACUGCAGUUAAAAAGUAGUUAAAGUUAACUAUGCUCUAGGGUAUAGUUAACUGUCCAAAACGUAGUUAAAAAUGGCGUUUGUAUAGGAGUGAACAACAUUUUUCAGUAAAACAAUAAUGAAAAGCAACGCUUACCUGAGAUUUUCAAUCGCUAUCUUCCCUGUGAAUGUUUCCUGACAAUAUAAACUCUUCAAACGCUAUCGCUUUGGUGUUUUUACGAAAACAGAACAUAUUUUUGCACAGGACGAUUUCUCGAAGACGAAGUAUGGUCCAUUACACCAAGAAACACUGAUAAAUUAUUGCCAAACAGCUAUACCUUGGUUUACCGUAGACAUCUCAAGGAAAAACUGCUUUCUUUUAUGAUUUUUGAGGCGGUUUUCCCCUGUUUUCUUGUUUAUUUUUCACUGUUUUGAAUAAAAUUCCCGCCUAUUUGCAAAAUACGUGUCCACAAUCAUGUUGAAAAUGUGUGUCAGCGGUCGUUACUCGCUGCUUACUUUAUGUAAUUUUGUGUUUAAACACCCCACGCAAGCCCCACGCACAGUUAACUACGUGAUUAGUUAACUAUCCGACUAACUACGUUUUGUGCAACGCAGUUAAGUCAUGUAGUUAACUAAUUACAGUUAAGGAUUUAACUACAGUGAUUAUCGCUAACUACAGUUAGCGCUAACUACGUUUUUAUACAACCGGCCCCUGAUGCACAAAUUGGUCAAAAAAAAUUUCUUUAUCACACAACUUGAAAAUGUCAAAUUAGGUAGUAAUAAACUCUUAUAAGUUAUAACUAUACAACUGUAAUAAACUAUAUUACACCAUAUAAGCAUUUAUUAUACAAUUUAAUUUGAUAUGCUAAGAACUAAGUUUCUAACAUUAGUAACAUAGAAUUAAUUAAUAUUAUUUUGAUAAUAGUGUUUUCAAAAAAAAUAUUUCCUCCCUGGCCUAGGAUCCAAGAAAGGCUAGAAUUAUUUCCAGGUCUGAACAAAAGGAGGCCUUGACGUGAGAUAAUGGUUUUAACAACAUUCCGCUAGCAACAAAACUUGCCACGGGAAAUCUGUGAAGGAAAACUUCUUGACCCCACACACGAGAAAGUAAACUUGUCAAGGAAACAUUUCAAGGAAAAUUUGCUCGUGGGCUUAAAUCUCACAGCAUCAAGAUACUAUGAUAGUUGGUAACUUACUUUACCUUACGUUUCUCUAUAGGAAUUCAAAGCUCGUAGUCAGUCGAAGACAGACGUCUUUCAUUUUCCCGACGAAUCUCAAAUUACAUCAUCUCACGAAAAAGGCAGUCACACCCCGAGCAACGAAAUCUUUGAUGACGAGUGGCCUGAUGACGAUUUUGAGAUUUUAGAUCACCCCGAGAAAGAACAAGAGGUACAUGACCUCCAUCUAGCCUUUGCAGAACCUGCUGUACCAUUUGCUUAAAUCAAGGACAUGAUUUUUGUUUAAGUCAUGCAGGGACAUGUUUCAUUCCAUUCCAUUCCCUUUGUUUCAACAGUAGACGGGAAAUUAUAUUACGCGGUGUUUUAAAUCGCAAAAUCUGGAAAUAAAGGAAAUCGUUUGCCACUUGUGCACAUCGCUAGUUGCAGAACAAAGUCUGUCAAAGUAUUUAGGUAACACUGGUCUAGUUUAGUUACUGCCCAUCUUGCAUUUUCGAUAUUUUUACAGAGGUUAGUUUUUACUGUAUUGCGAAGUUUGGAAUCGUUUUUUACUCGCUGCGUGAGUUUGUCAGUCUGUUAGUUUUCUCGGAAUCAUAUUAAAAAAUGUUUUUCUUCGCACUUGUGAUGCACCUGUUUUACGCCUGUUCCAGGUCACCGCACUGUAGUACUGUCUGGUUUGUCUGUUUGACUCUCUUUUUAAAUACCAUAUUAGGAAUGAACUGAAAUGCAUGAUGGGCAGUAACUUAAUUAAACCAUGUCAAUAUUACACUUGGAGGUGAUGCUGGUGAUUUCUAGCCGUGAUGCACAAACGCAUGAAAGUUGAAAUUAAAAUUUUGUUAUUUCAGGUUGUCUGUAAUGGACCGGAAGUGACUUCAUUUUGUGAUGAAAUCAAAAUAAUUCCUGAUCAUUUCACUGUGCCUGUAAGUUUUUCGAUUGAAUCCAUUCUUUGGGAAAACCUUCACGUAUCGCUUAUACUGCCUAUUGCUAGUUAAUUCAUACCAUAGAUAUCUUAAUUAUAUACACUAGAUCGAGCGCAUCUAAUUAUUCUGCAAUUCAAAAAUUGAAGCCGUGAUUGCAGACUCCAAUUCAAAAAUUGUUUGUUUUAUAUUAUUCUGACACUUUGCAUCUUCGGGUUUCUAGACAGUCGCUCCAACCAUUGAGCAUAUUAAGUUAAAUAUUGAAAUAGAAUUGAGAAAAAUUUCAAAUAGAAUUGAAACACUGCGUGUUCUCCAAGCUCUAGAAAACACGAAGAUGCGAGUACGAUUCCCGCAUUGGACAACGAAGUCUUCGUUCUACUCUGCCGUAUGAAACUAGCUUUCGAAUCUCUGAGGAUGGUUUCGAAAUGUUAUUGCUAGAGAACCAGUGUAAAGAACAUUCGAUUAUUAGUCCGAGUGUUACUGCCAGGAGAUUCUGGUGUACGCUUUAUAUAAUGAUUCCCCAUUGCAUGUGGAAUUCUUUCUUCCUUUUGGAUUUGGAAACGUGCAAUACUUUUGUGGACGCAACACUCCUCUCCUGUGGAUUCUAAUAUUAUCUUUUUUCACAAGGUCGGUGGCGUAGACCAGUUGAAGCCCCCCAGUAAUUACCCCACUCCACUGUUGGUCUACACAGUGAAAGAAAUGUCUAUUCUUUGGCUAAUUUAUGGAGGAAGUGAUUUUCAAACGAACAAACACAACAGGAGGAGUGAAAGGUUAGUACUCCAUGCAACUCUCAAAAUUAUAUAAAACUCGACCAGAGGUGUAGACACAUUUCCCAGCCCCUGUUUACAUUAAUAUGUUUCCCCCACUUCAAAAACCUAAGCAUAUUACGUAUAAUUAGGUAAAUUUUUAUUGUUGCUGUAGGAAUCCCACAGCUUGUCAACAAGAUGUGUUCGCAUUGCUUGUUCUCAUUUUUUGACAAUUCUGGAACAAGUUGCUAUCAUGUUGUAGCAAGCCUGUUACCGUCAUCAACCUUGUAACAAGGUGAUAACAACGUGUUCCACCUCUGUGUUGACGAUAGUUUGGAUCUUUUGUUUUUGAACACUUGCAGGAAAUUUUGGGCAGAAAAUGGUCGAACGUUUCAUGAAGAUGAUGACGUAGACGAUGAUCCUGUCGUGAUCGGUAACCAUGGUAACAAGAAGAGAAGUUCCAGUACUAAAGUGAAUUGGAAAACGAAUGGAGGAGAGUCACGUGACAUUAAUACUUUAGUCGAAGUCCAGUUGAAUAAGGUAAGUAAUCUUUCGACAUUUUUUACUACAAUCAAUCUCCCCAGCUUAAUAUGCAGUUUACAGGUACGUUUGCGUUCAUACGUCAAACGACAAACGCCAUGGAAAAAGAAAUACUGUACAUUAAAUACUGUAAAUAAACUGUUAUUUAAAAACUGUAAUGUAUAAUGAUUCUUUUGAAAUAAACAAAAGAUGAAGCGAAGAUAUAGCCUAGACCCAUCACUUUUGCUCUGCUGGCUUUAGCAGGUUUGGUCAAUUUUGGGCGAGCAUUCGGCAAGCAUGACGUCACAUCCAAAAAGUGACCAAACCUUGACAAAGCCAAAUUUUUUGUUUGUGGAAAUACCACGUGUAUUAGAGAGGUUCAGAUUUGACUUCCACUAUUGCUCGUUUGCAAUCGACGCCAUAUUGGUUGCUUUUCAAAACACACGUGGCAACUAUAAGAUUCAUAUUCUUCCUUCUUUGUCGUUUUGAGCCAAAGACCGUAAACUAUCCAUAAUACAGCAACAUGUUUUCAAAACAAACCAGAAAAAUGUUAAAUUAACUCAACUACUUCGCUGUAAACGGCUUAACGAAAGUUUAAAGUCAACUAAGAUGGCGCUUAAUGAAUCGUAGUGACGUCAUGCGCAAGCAAAGAAUACCACUGCCACUACCUCUCGCUGACUUAGUACGCAUCUGAUUGGCUAAUCGGAUAUAUCCAACACAUCUGAUUGGUUAAUGGUCCCUUAAUGGUAGCGGUAGUGGUAGUCAAAUCGAAACCUCUAGAUGUAUUUUUGCAAAGCUUUCGAUGCGUGGUGUUUCCCACUGACCAAAACGUACAUCAUACUAUCACCAUGUACAAGUAUACAAAAUAGCUUAUGAAGUGAAGAUGACAAACGAAAAUUCUGCCAAGAAAAUUUGACUCUGCCGUUUGCGGUUGCCCUCAAACGGGAAGCUUAAAUUCUCCAGCAUACAUUGUUGCCAGUAAUGAGCGACUUCAAUAACGUUGAUAAAUGCCGAAUCCUGUGCUCAAAUGUUUUACCAUCUCGCUUCUUUCCCGAAGAUCCGACGAUUAUAUUCCAUCUCUCGUACCGCAACGUCUUAUAAUCUCCAAUACGAUCAUUAUAUCCCUUGCAUUCCAUUUCCCUAUUGAGGAUUCUCUUGAUUUUGUUGUGUUUCCACAAUCCAGGUGCGUUUUCAAUACGAAGAAUAUCCAGCAGAAACAAAGCAAGCUUGGAGACAAGUGUUGCUUAUUCAAGAUGUUGAAAUACGUGAUCGAUUGUCAUCAUCACAAAUCAAUAAAUUGUUGUAUCAAUAUUCCACCGAGGCAAGACCAAAACAGACACACUCGAAUAUGGUAUGUCACUGCUUUAUGUAGAAUAUUUAUUGCUGUAAAUAGUUGUUUGACUACUAUUAAAUAAUACACUCUAAAAGCAAAAACAAAAACUUAAAGUUUCCUAUUUUUGUGUUUUUCUGUUUUCCCUAGAUUUCCAUGAAAAUGCUUGGUCUUCGACCCGAUGACGGUCUCAGUUCACAAGAAGGUUGUUUAAGAGUGUCUUUAAAACCUUUACGACUCAACAUUGACCAGGUGAAUUAAUUAAAAAAGAUCUAUCAGCCCACUCAAAUGUGUUUAGUGAUCCGGGGGCGGGGUCAUUUUAUCCUACACCACAGGGCUAUUGUUGAAACAGUGGCUUAACGCAUGUGCUGUUCGACUUUUGCAUUAAGCAGUUUUAUGAUAAACACUGUGGGCUUUUUCAAUAUGGAAAAUUUACAUAUAACUUCACAUGUGAAAUCUGAUGAUGAUGAAAUCAGGGAUGUGUGGGUUUAAGUGGAGCCCUGAAAUGGAACAUUUCACAUGUGAAAAUGCUCAUUUCGUUUGUGAAAUUUAGAAUUUUCACAUAUAAAAUUUCAUUUCCGUAUAUUCAUUCACAUGUAUGGAUCGUAAAUGAAAAUUAAUUUCACAUAUGAAAUUAUUAUCUUAUAUGUGGAUUUGGAACACUUCACAUGAAAAAAGGCAUCUUCACAUGUGAUAUCUUAUGUGGAGUUUUUGUAAGGGUUCCCAGGAUAUUUAUCACUUAUUUACUGAGACCGAGGGAAACAGUGUGUUUUGUGGACCCGAGACCGUCGAUGUUUCCCGAGGCGAAGCCGAGGGAAACAUCGACGGUCGAGGGUCCACAAAACACACUGCUUUCCCGAGGUUUCAGUAAAUAAGUGUUUUAUUAUAUAUCAAUAGUCAAAGAAACAACAAAUUAAAGAACAAAUGAACGUAAAUACAUGAAAUAUUUUAUUGUUAAAACGUUAUAUUAAACACUGGCUACACUGCAGUUACUUGAAGCGAAAGUUUUAAUUACGUGUAGGCAUGUCCAAAGGUCGCAUCUUCACGUGAUGGCGCACGUGAUUUUUUUUGUUGUUUGCCGGUCGAUAACGUAUUAUCUCCCUCUCGCGCUGUUGCGAGGGAGACAGCCUAAUUUCGUCACACUCGCGUGAUAUGCUCUCAACCAAUAAAACACUAGAAAAAUGCGACUUUGACUAUUGAUAUAUAGUAAUCCAAUUUCCGUCUGUAGAAAUACUGAGCUCUUACUAGACCUUGCUGUUUUAGUUUUGGGCUUUGACUAAGACUGGAACUGACUCCUCGACAGCAGAAGAGUUCAUGAAGCUUAUUUUACGACUGUAUUUGUAUAUCAUUUUUAGGAUACCCUUCAGUUUAUCAUCAAUUUUUGUAAAGAUCUUUCAAGUGCUGAAGAUACAAGUAAGUUUUCAGUUAUUUUGCAUUCAAUAAUGCCUCCUUUCCUUAAUUAAAGUAGGGUGAACGUGAUUUGUAUGUGACAGUGGCCUAGAUGCAUUUGUAGCUAGAGUACAGUACAAUAUUGAAUAGAGAUCAGGGGAUAUAUUUUAAGCAGCCAUUUCCUGAUUGUUUGGAUUAUCCAUGGAAAUGAACUACACAGAUAGUUCUAUAUCCGUAUCGUGCGCAAACAAAUUGUCGUACGAACAAUCUAUUAUUUGCCCAACGUCAUCCAGAUCCGUGGAUCAUUCCUUUCCAGUAUAAAUACCGUCAAUCUUAUAUCAUCUUUCACCCCUGAUCGUGUGUUCGAUUCUAGCUGCGGCGAACUCACGACACUCACAUGGAAAGUGUCAGUCAACGCUCUACCGAAAGUCGUGGGUUUUCGCCGGGGACCCCGGUAUCCCCUUACAGGGAAUGUUGGCAGGGUGGGUUGGGAUUAGCCCCUAGCUGAUCCUUCCACCCAAGCUGUGCACCGUGAUUAGACAUGAGUCAUGAGGUGGCUAAGGGAAUCGAUCAGGUUGAACUCUCAGCUUCAAGUAAUGAUGAUUAGCACACAUGAUCAGACACUAAUUAGUUAUAAAACUCAAGAUAGCCCUGGAAAAAAAAAUUGAAAAUCCAUUGAAGGUCAUAGAAUGGAAAUUGGAUGGACCUUUAUUGGAAAUAGAAUGGAUUUUGAUGAUCCAUAAUAAUUGUAUAUUUCGAUACCAUGGAUAUGGUAUCGAAAUAGUAUGGAUAUACUGUUGAUUUAGUAGUGCAAUUGCAAAUUUCAUAGUAUGGAUUUCACAUUUUUCCCCAGUGUUACCUACUUACUUACUUUCUUAUUUAUUUGUUUACUUAAAAAAUGUGUAGACCCGCAAGAAGCCGAGCCUCAACUUGCUAUUGCGCCUUCUUCACAAGAUAUUGCUGUUGAAAAAGACUUGGACGAACCACCGUUAUCGUCAACACCCCCGUCUUCGUCAUCAAGCCAAGACACGCCUAUAUUCUUCAGACUGGUGGAGUUCUCUCCUGAUGUCCCCAUCAGACUUGAUUAUCAUGGAAAACACGGCAUGGAUAUGGGACAGGUUCGUUCAUCGUUCUUCAUUGUUUCAGACUUUAAUCACGGAUGCAUUUACUAGGAAAGUGGCACCCCUCUUAGUGUUGACAGGGAGUUCCCAAUUUCCUUAUCAAAUCCUUUUUUGUGUGGAAGGCAAUUGCAAAACAAAAAUAAAAUGGAGACAAAAUGAGAUGGUAACAUGAUUGUGAAAUUGUCAAGCAUGACUCGAAACUAGUGCCGUAAUCAUUCGAGGGAGCUAUGGUCGCACCCUAGAACCAUGACCAGCUUGAUGAGCACCCAUUCCCUGCCAGACCUGGUCGCACCCUGAACCACGACCAGCUUGAUGAGCACCCAUUCCCUGCCAGACCUGGUCGCACCCUGAACCAUGACCUGCUCGAUGAGCAAAGGUACAGAAUUGAAUAUAGGUCAAGAAGUACAGAAAACGACGUGUACCGAGAAAAACUGUAUGUCAUCAAGAUUGAUGUUUUUAGCCAAUCCUCUGCUAGACGCUUGUGUUUUCCUAUUGAGUGCAAAGUGAACUUUCACUUUCAAACUAUAAAAAUCCACAAGUUUCAUAAGAACUCUUUCAAGCUUGUAACACGAGAGCCAUUACCUUCAAUUGUUUCCAAAGCUGCUCCACUGAAAAUAAUACUUUCAGACAUAGGCCGACGUUUGAAACAGCACUUUCCAAAAAUGUAAAUAAUUGCUGCUUGGCCAAGUGUCUUUGCAGUCCUUUUAUUUAGACUUUCGCAAAGUUCUUUUCCAAGACGUCAUUUCUUCAAAAACGUCAUUAAUAAUUUCACCUUUACUCGCCCAAUAAAGCUAGAGAAAAAAUCUGAGGCAAACUUGCGACAAGUAUAUCUUUCAGUGUGCUUCAAUAAGUGUGCUAUGCUAAUGUUUUGUAUUUCGUUAUUCUUUCAGAGAAGUCUGGCUGGAGUGUUGUUUGCAUUCGCGCAGUUGAACUGUUCUGAAAUAACUUUAAGACGGUUAUGUCAUAGAAGUGGUCUGAUGGGGUUUGAUCGAGUUCUUAGUUACGCUCUCAACGAGUGGGCGAAUGAUAUCAAGAAAAGACAAAUUCCUGGUAAAUACAAAUACCUGUAGUACGUAGCCUCCAAUUUGGGAAAAGUGAUGGUGCAGUAUUUCGAAAAGCAAAAUCCGUGCCAUUUUCAAAGAUUUUUCCAGUGCCGGGCCCUUGAAUUUACUGAAAAAAGUCCUGGAAAAGUGCUUGCAUUUUAUCUUUACUAAAGGAUGGAAACACUGCCAACCCAAGUUCUCUGCAUCACUAAACUACUAAGAAAUGUCAUAUCUAUAUCACUGAGAAAUUUUAUAUGUACACUAAACACGAGAUGUCUAAUCCACAUAUAUACAACAAGCGUAGGGCAAUGAUUGUCGGUGAAUGCAAAAGGCAGAAUGGCAUGAGCAAAUUUUGAGACUUUUUUUAACCAUAACCCAUCCCGCGCAUGCCAUUCCGCACAUGCCAUUCCGCACAUGCCAUUCCACCUUUUACAUUCACGUCAUGAUUGUGCGAUGUAGCGUGUGCCCGUCUUGAAACAGUAUUGCUUGCUUCCCUCAACAGUGUAGGAAUAAUACCUGCGCUUGUGAUUGCCCCCAAAUGAAGCUGAAUAAUUUGCUAACUUACUAUUUUUAAUGCCCCAAUCUAUUACUAUUUCCUAAUGAACCCAAUAUACAGUAUAAUUUUUUACUGUAUUGGUAAUGCUCAUAAUCAUAUUUUGAAUAUCUUAGGAAUUCUUGGAGGAGUUGGUCCGACAUAUUCAUUCGUCCAGCUGGUUCAAGGAGUGAAAGACUUGUUUUGGUUACCUGUGGAACAGUAUCGUCGUGAUGGUCGAAUCAUGCGAGGAUUGCAACGUGGUGCGAGUUCAUUUACCACCUCGUCAGCGAUGGCAUUUAUUGAACUUACCAAUAAACUUGUGCAAGUCGUUCAUGUAAGUUUUAAUGAACACACGACCAUAGAGAUUAUAGAAGAAUAGAGCGGGGAAAAUCAAGGGACAAAUUGAAGCUUCCUUAUGGGGGCAAAUAACUCUCUCUGAUUGACUAAGCCGCGAUGUUAAUAUAGGAGGAGCGGGAAUUUGCGAAAAUAAUACAACUGCGAAAAUGAAACAAUUUUUCAGUUUUAGCACCGUUGAAGCAAGUGGUAAAAGCUAAAAAUCAACAAAAAUACUUGGACUUUAAAAUGGCAGGACUUAAUUUGGGACUUUAUUAGUCCUGUUGUCUGUGCCUUCAAUUUCUUAUUGUAAAACUAAUAAAAAAAAUAAAUUAAAAAAAAAAAAAAUAAAAAAAAAAAUAAAUAAAUGUAAAACAAGUUUUGGAACGGUAGAAAUGUUUUAAAGUGUUUUUUUCUCGAUGUUGAAGAGCGGUGUUCUCUUCAUGACUUCGGCACACCCACAUCCAUCGGUUUUACAUCCGGAUAUAACUCAAAUUUGCUCCCAUUAGCAAACUUCAAUUUGUCCCUUUCGUUUGCCUGAACUUUUCCUGCAAUGCCCACUCUAUUCUUAAAUAAUCUCUUUCCACACGAUGUCAACCAAUUUAAAAAUUACCUAUUCCCCAUAAAAAUUACGCUUGAAAGAUGGCUCUUAUUUUUGACUGAUGGACUCACUCGUAGUUAUUAGGCACUGUAGCGUCUUUUAGCCUUCUUUGCGCGUGAAAUUUCAUAUAUACGUGUUGAUUGUGAAAGUUUAACUUCACUACAGUAACAUUGACCAGGCUUACGUUUGUGUUAAGAGAGACCGUUACUCGUAUCAUCGGAUCGAUACAUUAAUUUAAUUAAUAAUAACCCCCAGAGGUUGAAAUGAGCAAGCGCCAGGUCGCCAACUCGGCAACCUAACUUGGUAUUCGAAUUGCCAUUAUUUUUUUAAAUUUUACUCCCCCGUUGUACUCCCCUUUUGCUUCAGUCCUUAUUUAUUUCCUCCUACUUUUCUACAGGGAGCUGCCGAGGUGGCAUAUGACAUAGUCAGCCCUACGGAAAAUAUUCCCCCCGGCUCACAUGGUAAAAUUGUCAAGCGUCGUCUUAAUUCUGAGCCAGCGGAUCUAAGACAAGGAAUUGCAAAUGCAUACAAUGUUGUCACGGAGGUGAGUCCUAUUUCUUCUUCACACAUUUUGAAACAGAUCUUUUGUUCUCAUAAAUGUUGGCACAGAUGCGCAAAAAUGGAUAACUGACUUCCUCCCCAAAUCAUACAAUGUUGAGUCCAAAUGACAUGCUAUAUAUUUUGAAACAACAACCUCCAUUAAGGAAUGGGCCAGUGGCCAGAGAGGAGGGACGGGGUGGGCUGGGGGCAGGGAGGUAUAGCGAAUGAUGUACAAAAUGAUCAAUGCGAAAAAACUAAGGCUGCAAUAUCCGUAGGUGUUUUAACUACUUUUGAAAGUGAUGACAGAAAUAACUUGUUCUUCGACGGUUUCCGUCCCUCUUAGAAACUGUCACCAAAACCACGGACCUUCCUUUCGCUCAAAAAGACAUUCGGGAAUACGACUACGUUCCUAACGUGAAAUCGACAUUUAGAGUGGCGAUAUUUGAUUUGUCUGCGGGAAAUUUUGCUGAAAUAGGGGAAAUUUUUCGGGCGAGAGGAAGCUUUCGCGCUUUUCGCAAUAACCUUUAAUCCUUGAAAUUGAUAUUACUCUAUUAUGACUGUUCUACGUUGUGCCCAACUUGUUGAAGAAAAAAAACAAAGAAAGAAUCUCGAUUCAAAAAUGUGAUCUGGUAUUAUUGAGAGAAAUGACGGAGGAAUAUCUCUUGCAGGGUUUUGGUAAGACGGCGUCAAACAUCGUCCAAGUAGCGAAAGAAGAACAUGAAAAUAAAGGUAUGACAGGCGCUGUGGGGGGCGUAUUACGUCAUAUUCCUUCAGCUGUUGUUCAACCGAUCAUAUUAGCGACUGAGGCGACGUCGAAUGUACUGGGUGGAGUACGAAAUCAGAUCCUGCCUGAUGCGAGGCGUGAAGCCGCUGAAAAAUGGCGUGUGGAUGAAUAAUAGUAGCCUACUGAAUACUCUGUUUAAAACUCAACCGUCAUGCACCUAUAAUCAACAAGUCUUCAUUUGUUGCUUUUAAAACUCUCGACAGCAACAGCAAUGUUUUCUGUUCGCUGUUUGCAGUUCGUAUUUGAACGGCUAUAUAUAGAGGCUGUCAAACGUGAACCCGGCAAACGUUGAACAUCCAAAACUGACCCGAGUUUUCCCAAAUUUCAGGCGAAAAUGUUAGGCUGAACAUAUAUAUCACUUCAUGACCUAUAUCUAGUAAUUGGACAUUUAUGUACAAGUUUAUUUAAUACACGCUUCCGGAAAGUAAGUUAUCUUGGCCAGAAAGCUGGAGUAAUACGCGCAACAAAAUUGCUGCAACUUGCAACAAAAUCUUUUUUCAACGCAUGUUAACUAGAAAUGUUGACACAUGUUGCCUCGUGAUUUAUAAUGUAUGUGUAAACAUUUUCAAUUAACAUGCGUAGAAAUCAGAUUUUGUUGCAAGUUGCAGCAAUUUUGUUGCUCCUAUUACUCCACCUUAAGGCCUUGUUUUCGUGAUUGAUUCGUGAUGCUUUAACUGAUGUUGCGCAUAUGAAAACGAGGAUUUAUAUUAAGUGACGCACUUUCCGGAAGUGUGUAUAUUGCAUUUUCGACGAGUACAGUGUUGCAAACAUAAAACUAUGGUUAUCGCGGUUUGUUGUCGUAGACGUCAAAUGUUAAGAUCUCUAAUUACUGUGCACCGCGAUAGUCCGCCGUAUAGUAUAGUAACCGCAGUAGAAAACGCCGACCGAUGCAUUUCGCCUGCCUGGCUGACUGAAUUGUGACUAUCUGGGAGACAUGUUCAAAUGCCGAUUAUCGUUGCGGCCAAGACGCUGUUAGCAUGCGACCAACCUCCAGUCUCCGCGGCUUUCCGUUGGCAUGCGUUGCAUGGCAACGACGACGCGGCUUGCUCGACGACACCAUGACUACGACAUCAAUGCAAAUCAAACCACGGGAAUUGAAUUACUGCAAUUGAUGCAUGUCUGAAGUUUGUUUUAGUAACAUUACAAACGCUUGGCCGAAACGAUGUGGUAUAUUUUUCUUACGGUUACAACGUUGAAGAAUACAUAGAUUGGAAAAUGCCUCAGAUUGGAAAAUGCCUCAUUAGGGAUGGAAAACUUUUGGGGAAACCCCUGGGUUCAGAAAUCAUUCAUUCUCUUUGUAUUGCAUCAUGAAUUUCUUUGUUCUAAAGUCCGUUGCAGACGAGCUAGUUUUCUGUAACAAGUUUCAUAUGGCAUAUAUUAUUUGCUAACUGCGCCGUGUGCUACAACAAAUUUUAUAUGGACAAGUUUUUGAUUUUUUGGCUUUUCAGGCAACAAUAGAUCGCUGACCAAUAGCAUGCAAGUGCUCACAUUACUUUGUCAAAGUUUGUAUUUUGUACGAGCAAAAUUUGUACUUUGCCAAUUUUUCAGUCCAUGGCAAGUGCACGUUUUCAAUGGCUGGCAUGCAUGCGAGGUUUUGAAUAAGUAUAUUAUUUGUCAUAAAAAACUUGGCAUAAUUGCUUAUACAGAUGACUAUGCAAUUGAAAUUGAACUUGCCAUAUAAAAACUUGUCACAGAAAACGUAUUCGUCUAUAAAUAGCGUAAAACGCGUCACUAAGCUGUUUCAAAAUCCUAAACGAGGCUAUAUGGCGCCUAGUGGUCUCGAUCUAGUCUCCAAGGACAAUAUAUUGUCUUGACUGUGAACGUUUUCAAAACGAAUCAAUGACAACGUUUUUAAGACGCUGUUAUAUAUAAUAACAUGAAGAGAAUAUAAACGAGGACAAAUCAAUGUAUAGUUAUAAAUUGUGAAUAUAUAAAUAUUGCUUUGACUGGGCUACAUAUACGGACGACCAAUAAUGUAUGCGCGUCAUGUAAAUUAAUAUUUUUGUACGUUUUGUAAAAAUUGUUGUGCACAAAAAUAUAUAAUUAGACUUUAGUUAAUAGAAUAAAUUUAUCAUUUAAUUAUAAUGGAGCGAAAUCAAUGCUGCUUGGGCCCUGUGGCUGUGCUUGUCACGAUGACGAUUUUCAAAAUGAUUACGCAACUGCAUUGUAAUCUUCAAUGUUUUUCAUAAAUUAUUUUGUUUUCUGACCGCAAACCUGUCGAGUCUUUUGCUUCGUCACGCGAAAUUUUGUACGUUUUGGACGAUCGCAAAAAGCAAAGACAUCACGAUCAGACACUAAUUAUAUAGUUAAAAAAAAAAAAAAAUAGAAAACUUGUUAAUCAGUUUAUCGUCCUUUGAUCAUUUCACUUGUAUAUGAAAUUUCGAAC